AAACGCCGCACAGGUGGAAGGUGUGUGUCCUGAAAAACCAGUGGCGGGUGUCGGCUCCGUUACUCGGGCUCGCGUUCCUCCGGUAUGGCCCCCAGCUGCGUGGGGAACUGCGCGCCGCUGUUCUACCUUGCAGUAGUGUUUGAUGCGGCCGGGCUGGUGGUGCUGCUGGUCGGGAUUUUCGGCAACCUGAAGGUGGACGGCCGCUUCUACGGGGAUUUCCUUAUUUUCACGGGUUCCAUCGUGAUUUUCCUGAGUUUGAUGUGGUGGGUUCCGUGGUACGCUGGGAACGUGGAUCAGUGCACCGAGGACAGGGCCGGCUCCCUGGAGAUCAACUUUACGCAGUGGGCCAGGAAGCUGUCUGAGAGGCUCUCCAAAGGCGGCAUGAAGCCUCUGGAAGCGGGGGAUGAGAAGAAGAAGAAGAGCGUGGGGGACGUGGAGGAGAUGAACCGAACUGUGCGUGCUGCUCCGUGUCGGGUAACUUGGGAGGUCGGCAGUAGGCCUAGUGGAGCCAUGCCGGGUCAGGACAACACAGGCUUUGAUGGAUGGCCUGAGUGCGCGGGUCCAGCUGACAGGAACGUGGAGCUGGGGGUGCUGAAGAACUGCAGCGGGGCUCCAGCAGCAGGGGGCAAAGCCGAGAGGCUCCUCUGACAGGAUAAGGUGGCGUGCAGCUUUCUGGUCACCCUGCUUUUCCAAAAAUCCCAACACUGAAAACACUUAGUUUAUGAACUGAAGACACUUUUUUAUUUGACAUGGAAAGACAAUGUCUUAAUCAGGGAAAAGCCCCUUGCCUCCACAGUAUGCAAUGGGCUGUGCACAGAGAAAAAAAGAAGUCUUUGACUUAUAAAUAGCACAUUUCUAUUUUUAUCUGCUGAUUUUGUGAUGUCUGUAAAUAUUUUUUCUUGGCAAUAAAGUUUUCAUGUAAUUGUUGUGUGAGGGUGUUUCUGUAUACAGGUGACUGAUACUGCUUGGUGCCAGAUAACACACAGUAACGCCCACACUCUGGAGCUGCAACCCUUUUAUGUUUAUGUGUUAUUCUUCUUUUUCUUUUUCUUCUGUAUCAUUCAGGAAGCUGUCUGCACUCGUCACAUGUUUGAAAGCUGUAAAGAGCACCCAGGUGUUCUCACACUUUGUUGAUCUAAAUCAUCAACGCCAUAUUUCCAGUUUUUCCAAAUCCAUCUGUGAGCUGGAGAUAAGGCCUGGAUCAUGGUAAUGAAAUGAAGCCUCAUCCAAUGAUAGAGCCAGGAACUCUCUUUGACAGUUUUGAGGAAACGUGUCUCUUGUCAGGCAGUGUCAUGAGGAAGAUGUGACAUGUAGAUACAGAAAGGAAUGUGAGCAGAGUGUUGACACUCUUCCUGUUCAUCAGACUCAAAGGCUGGACAUUGAAGCAUUUCUUCUAAAUGCUCCUAACAAUUGCCACGUCGUACAAAUAGGUGUUCAAGCUGUGAAUAGAUUACAGCACCUAUCUGCCUGCUUCCUCAGCGCCGUCCUCCUUGAACCGGUAGGCCUCAACCUCUUCUUAAUCGGGGUCUGCACUCCCAUCAGCUUCUGGGAUUUCUUCGUCUUCUCAGGACCCCUCCUUAUCUUCCUCAGCCUGGUGUUCUGGAUCUUGUGGUACCUGGGAAACCUCGAGGUGCCAAUGGAAGAGUUGCUCCCCAAAUUACAUGCACAGCUUUUUCAUUCAGAACAAAACAGUUUUUGAGCAACUCUUGUGGGAGAAGGAAAUCAAAGCUUGUUACAGGUACGGAACUUCACAAUCAAGACUUGUGAAGUGAAAAAUGUACAUUAAAUGAAGCUGCGUGAGCUCUGAGUCUAAAGGGGGAAUCUGUCAGCUUCUGAAAAGAAAAAAGAAAAGGCGAGUUCUCUUUGGCAUGGUUUGUCAUCUCACUUUGUCUUGUGUAUUAUUUAGAAAUUGUGUGUCCUUUUAUGUAUCUAUUCAUUUAGCAUCACGUUGUUUUCAUAUGGAUUCCAAAAGAAAAUGUGUCACUUACAGUGUACAGAGGGUCAGAGGCCCCUGGCUGGCCCUGCCAUGGCCCCUGUGAUGACAAUUCUGUUUAAUUUGACAAAAAAGUAUAUUUCAUCCAAUCAUUUUUAUUUUGGUAUGUUCAUUAUGUAGUACUGUUCUUUGUUGCUUUUAAACUAAUCGCAUUUUUA
Molecule: messenger RNA, 2151 nt
Organism: Eleginops maclovinus (Patagonian blennie)
Lineage: Eukaryota; Metazoa; Chordata; Actinopteri; Perciformes; Eleginopidae
Product: transmembrane protein 238-like
Exons: 2
Coding region: 85-648 (187 amino acids)
Source: RefSeq, a predicted model, not a curated record